Messenger RNA from Blepharisma stoltei, 1176 nucleotides. The record is from the annotation of a GenBank genome assembly. Lineage: Eukaryota; Ciliophora; Heterotrichea; Heterotrichida; Blepharismidae.
AUGAAAAACCCUCAAAAUUCUUCCAAAAAACCUUCAAAAAUCAAAAAUAUCAAAAAAUCGCCUUCACCUGACAUUUUGCAUGUCCCAAUCCCUAUAAAGCCAAGCACUUACUAUUCUUCUAAACAAGAUGAGCUAAAUAUGCAACAAAUCCUAGACUAUAACACUUACAAGCUACUAAGAGCUGAAUUUAAACUGAGCCACCAAGGAACAAUCCUGCUCCGCAGAUGCGCCACAAAUCCAAAUGUUCCAAAUGAGCUAAGACGCUUGCCACUUUUAGUUCUCUUGACCGAAACCGCUGAAGAAAUGAUGCUUAAUGACCUAGAAAUCGUCGUUUGAGAUAUAUACUUAAAAAGAUUCGUAUGGAUAGAAACAUUUAUACCAUUUAAAGCAAUGCUUUAUAUAACUGCUUUAGCAGUGAAAACUUAUAUGAAUCAAUCAGUUCAGCCGUUCAAAGCUUAUCUAUCAGCCAAAUUUUCCAACUUUUAUGGCGUUUAUAAUCUUUGAGUUGAAAAAACUGGAAACUUGUUAACUAUUUUUCCGCAAGAGCUGAAUAACGCGUUCAAGGCUUUGUAUAAGCCAGUGAAUUCCCAAAAUGAUGAAGAGUUGAUAGAUUACAAUUAUUAUGUUGACGAUAUUUUAGAGAUUGCACCUCCAGUUGUUCAUAAAGCCAACAAUAUCCCAGUCAAAGAAACUUUUAUCAUUACAGAACCCAUCAGAGAAAUCCCUAUUAUUAAUGAGCAAAUAGCUCAAAUAGAAGUUCAUAAAGACCAUAGCCAUCAUGAAAAAAUAAAAGAAGAAAUCAUUGAGCCAAGCCAAGAACCUUUUGGCAUUGUAUUAGGAAAAAAAGAUUCCAUAUUUUGUUAUCCGGAAACACCAACUUUAGCCACUUCAUGGAGUUAUAUGUCAAAUGGAAGCAAGAGUGGUCAAGAAACUUCAUGGUUCGAUAACUCAGAUUCUGAUGGAAAAAAUCAAGCAGCUGAAAAACAUGAAAUUAAUGAUGAAGAAAUACCUACUUUUCAUAGCCAGCAAUCUUUAUUUUCAGCCUUUUGGAAUAGCCAGAACAUUGGGAAAAACCAAGCUAUUGAAAAAAAUGAAAUCAAUGAUGAAGAACUCCCUGAAUUUACCAAUCAGCAAUCUUUAUUUUCAUCUUUUUGGAACGCCCAGCCAACUGAAUAA